Molecule: messenger RNA, 3486 nt
Organism: Hyla sarda
Lineage: Eukaryota; Metazoa; Chordata; Amphibia; Anura; Hylidae
Gene: TTI1
Product: TELO2 interacting protein 1
Exons: 8
Coding region: 138-3278 (1046 amino acids)
Biological process (GO): chromatin remodeling
Cellular component (GO): cytoplasm
Source: RefSeq, a predicted model, not a curated record
CGAGAAGGGACGCGUUUCCUUGACUACCGUGCGCACUGAGGCCGGCGGUGGAAGCCGCGUCGCAGAGUUUAUGACGUCACUUCCGACAUGUGAAACCGCCCUAUGUGCUGCACUAUGGGUUGAGGCACUUUUCUUUGAUGAGCCUGAAAAUUCCCAACAAAAAAGAAGCCAUGGCAGACGAGACGUCCCCACCCAGCGCUUUCGAAGGCCUGCGCCCGUUCUGCGUCCGGCUGACAAUGGAGCAGACGGCGGAAAACGUGAAAAACUUAAGAACGCAGAUUUCAUCAACAGAGGCCUCCGCUCUGCAGGAUCUCCUAGACUACGUUCUUUUCCCUCUACGUUUCUCCCUCAAGACCCCCGGCCCAAAAAGACCCGGAUUGGUGCAGGCCGUUGUCGAAUGCAUAAGCUACAUUCUCUCCAUCGCUCGCUUAAGAAGUCCCAUUACAUUACAGGAGAUGUUUAGUGAGUUAUGUAGGUGUCUUCCCCCGGAGCCGCAUCAGCAGGUGCCGGAAGAGCUGAAAUUGGCCGUCGUGGUGGCAUUAAAAUCUCUCCUCCGAUGUUCCGGUGCGGAGGUCCUAGACGUGCUAUACAAACCACCCAUGCUUCCCGAGAUGGGAUUCACCAUUACGCUGCUACUAAGGCUGGCAGAACAAGAGAAGUCGCGCGAGAUCCGUCUGGAAGCUUUGAACUGUUUGGAGAGAUUGCUAAUGCCUGACCUAAAGGAGGACACCGCUCUGGGAGAUCUGUUUGCGUCCUUCCUUCCCGGAGUGUGCACGGUAUUAACAAGGAUAAUCUGUGGGGACCCGAAGCAAGGAUAUCGGAUAACCACGGGUGCGGUCAGGCUGUGGGCUGGAGCGGUCAGUUCGGUAAUGUCAGAUGAAAGUCUGGCUCUGGUGCCGGAAGAGAAAACCGUAUACCCUGGGUUGCCCGUCCGCGUGGCAGAACUUAUGGUGCACAGAGACAGGACUUGGGCGAAGAGCUCUGUUGGCCAUUUACUGAUCCAGCUAGAAAAAAUCACAGAACGUUGCACUGACGAUCCUCACUGGAGAGUGCGACUGGCUCUUGUGGAAUUGGCGUGUCUCUUGCAUGCCCGUUGCUGGAAUUCCUUGGGGGAGGCCAUGGGGAAUCUCUUGCGAAUACUAGUAGGUCACAUGAGCGAUGAUAGGCCUGAAGUGAAGGCUAGGACUCGUGAGAUUCUCUUGGAGAUUUCCAAGGAAGGCCCGUCUUCCAGAACGCUGGGGGAGGUGCUGUCGGAGAGCCUCCAUUCGCUAACUGUUACUCUUCCGAGACUGUUGAGGUCUCAGGAUGACCAAGGAAAGCUUCACACUUUGGCACUUUUUCUAGGAUAUCUGCAGCUUCUUGGUCCCAGGCUCACGUUUACUUUGCACUCUCCUGCUCACCUUCAGCGCCUAUCCACUGCUCUCGUGCAGACACUAGAGUUAGACUUACACUCAGUUAAAAUAGUUGAGGAAAGACUUCCGUCUCCGGUUGCGGCCAUCAAGCAGCAUGACGUAGCACAUACCGGAAUCCAGCAGAAGACAUUCCGCUUUUUUAGGGACCCGCGGAUUCUUUCCAAUAUUCAGAGUGUCUGUAGGCUCUUGGGUUAUUAUGGAGAUUUCUAUUUAUUAACAGACCACUUCUUGGCUCUAUAUCGAGCUCAGAUUUUACCUGCGACUAUUGUUCUGAACCAAUUAGUACUCGGGGCAGCUGGGAUUGACGUAGAAGCACUUAAUGGAGAUAACCAGACACUGGAUGGCGGUGAACUCUUAGAAGCUAUACGCCCGCUUUUGGAAGAAUACACAGACCCCACCAACUGGUAUCUUCUGACUUGCCAGGACAGUGAUGAAGUAGUUAAUGGGUUGGCGUUGCUUCGCGUUGGGGGUCCUCCGUCAAAACCAGCGAUUAGUGACAUGAAUGCUAACGCUUGGAAGAUUUGUCUGCAAAUGGAAGGUAUAGCCUGCUUUGCCCAGGCCCUUGGCACAAGUUUUCGCCCGCUUCUUAUAUCUGCUCUGUACCCACUGCUUGAGAAAGUUGGAGAUCCUUCCUUGAUGGUCAGCGGGGCAGCAUUGGUGGUUUUGGAAAGCGUCAGCCGAGCGUGUGGAUACAAAGAUGUCAGCCAGUUGAUCGAACUCAAUUCAGAUUACUUAGCAAGUGAAGUCUCUGUUGGCCUCCGACGCCUUCAACUUCAGCAUGGGGGAGCUGCGCAUGUUUUGCAUGCUAUGUUGGACAAUUGUGGGCCUAGUCUCCUGCCGCUGUUGUACGAGCUUGUCCAGGAUCUGCUUCCUGCAUUGGACCAGUCACAAAAUGAAGGAGCCAAGGUCCUCCUUCCUGUCCUUAAUUCUCUUGUCACAAGAUUAGGUAAAUGGUUUCCUUUACUGGAGAUAACUGAACAACCGGCAACCAAUGCGUCCAUCCAGAAUCAGCCGGAUGAUGGGAGCUUAGCACAGGAGAUGACAGGGUUUCUCCAGGAUUAUAUAGAACAACAUUGUAUAGCAAUGGGAGACAUCGAAGAAGAAGAAGCUGCAGUUUUAGAUGUUUUGCCACCUUCAGAAGAAGACGAUGAUGGCGAGAAGCAACCAUUGCCCACCCACGUACAGAUCGCCAAAGAGGUAGCAGAAAAAAGUACGCACUUUUUGUCACAUAGUGACACACAGCUUCGCAUUCAGGCGGUGGACACUCUGCGUCUCUCUUUAAUCCCACUUCAUUCUCACAGUGAUGUCCUCCUGCCGCUCGCUCACAAGAUCUGGCCUUGUCUCGUGAAAAGACUGUUACGGGAUGAGCCGCUAGUUCUACUGCGAGCCUUUCAGAUGCUGGUGUCACUCGCUGCAUUGUGCAAAGAUUUCAUCCGGCAGCGUGUGUGUAAAGAGGCCCUACCAGCCUUCCUCGCCUCUCUCCGCUCUCAGGGCCUUGUAAGCCGGCGGGCCGGGCCUGUGUACAGCCACACUCUCGGCUUCAAGUUGCAGAAAGCCAUACUGGACGGCUUGGGGACACUCUGCGUAGAUUUGGCGUUGGGUGACGGUGAUUUGUUGGAGGUUAUCGAUACCUGCGUGCUCUACCUCAGUGCAAGACAGCCCAAGCAGCUCCAGGAGGCGGCGAUCAGAACAUUACUAAGCCUUUCACAGCUGGAUCCAGACAUGGUUUGGUUGCACCUAUGUGAGUGGCAGUGCCCACCCGAAGUCCCCCACUCAUCUCUUGUCCCACUUUCUUGGAAGGCCAAACCCCGUGAUGAAUACACACAGAAUGUCUGCAACCUGCUGCAAAACCUGCAGGGACCGUAGGCAAGUAGCAUCAAAGAUCUGCUGAACUAUUGGAUACCUACCUGGAUGUCGAGAUGUCUCCAUCCACCUGCCCUGGAUACCCUGGACUUUUCAAGCUUUAAAGGGGUACUCCACUGGAAAACAUUUUUUUUGUUUUUUUGUUUUUAAAUAAAAUGGUGCCAGAAAGUUAAACAGAUGUUUAAAUUAUUAAAGGGGUAUUCCAGGAAAA